Brugia malayi is the source of this 837-nucleotide messenger RNA. RefSeq lists its product as hypothetical. The record is from RefSeq and is a predicted model, not a curated record. Gene Ontology annotation, molecular function: rRNA (guanine) methyltransferase activity. NCBI's taxonomy places the organism in Eukaryota, Metazoa, Nematoda, Chromadorea, Rhabditida, Onchocercidae. Gene Ontology annotation, biological process: rRNA (guanine-N7)-methylation. The transcript is spliced from 9 exons. Gene Ontology annotation, cellular component: nucleolus. The coding region runs from base 1 to 837 and encodes 278 amino acids.
AUGUCGCGUCCAGAAUUUACCGGUCCUCCGGAAUUGUAUUACAAUGAUGCUCAAGCUGCUAAAUACUCACAAAAUUCACAUAUUAUUGAAAUUCAAACGCGUAUGACGGAACGAGCUAUCGAAUUGCUUGCUCUUCCGGAUAAUAAUGUUCCAAAGUUGUUGCUGGACAUUGGAUGUGGUUCCGGAUUGAGUGGAGAAGUUGUCACAAAAAUGGGUCAUAACUGGAUUGGCGUGGAUAUUAGUGAAGCAAUGUUAAAAGUUGCCGUUGAUGAUCGAGAAGUCGAUGGUGAUGUUGUGUUGAAAGAUAUGGGCGAUGGUUUGCCUUUUAGAGCGGGUAUAUUUGAUGGUGCAAUAAGCAUAUCUGCAAUUCAGUGGCUUUGUCAUGCAAACACUCGAGAACAGAGCCCACAAAAGCGGUUACUUCAUUUCUUCCAGUCAUUAUACGCUUGCAUGAGUCGCGGUACCCGUGCUGUAUUCCAGUUUUAUCCUGAAACCGUUAGUCAAACUGAACUUAUAACAACUCAGGCAACAAAAGCAGGCUUUACUGGAGGCGUUGUUAUUGAUUUUCCUAAUAGCGCCAAAGCCAAAAAAGUUUAUUUGGUGUUGAUGGUUGGUGGUAUACAACAGCUGCCAAAAGCAUUAACUGAAGAGGAAGAAGUGGAUCAAGUUUUAAACAUUGGAAGGAGAUCAAGAAAAAAUGAUAAACGAGAUAGACGAAAAUUACUUAAACGUUCAAGAGAAUGGAUAGAGGCUAAAAAAGAUCGUGCCCGAAAGCACGGAAAAGAUGUUUGUGCGUCUUCGAAAUAUACAGGUCGGAAAAGGAGACGUUUCACAUAA